UAUGCCAAGAGACUGUGGCGGUUUUUAAAGAAUAUAAUAUCAGCCGUCACUUUGCCACAAAACAUGCCGACUAUGCUAGUGACCAGUCAACGAAAGAACGGGAAGCUAAUGCUCAGAGGUUGGCAGCUAAUUUACGGGCUCAACAAAAUUUUUUUCACCGUCAAACUGCCAUUCAUGACUCAAGUACCAAGGCGAGUUUUAUGCUGUCAUUCAAAUUAGCAAAGGCCAGCAAGCCUCUGUCUGAAGGCGAGUUUUUAAAAGAAUGUAUGGUGGAGACAGCAGGUGUAUUGUGUCCAGAGAGCAAAGACAAAUUUGAAAAAAUCAGUUUAUCACGCAGGACAGUGACUCGCCGUGUGGAACUGAUAGAUGAAGAUAUAACCAGCGACUUAAAUAAAAAGGCAGAGUCGUUCACAUUAUAUUCAUUAGCACUGGAUGAAAGCAACGAUGUAAAAGACACUGCUCAGCUCCUCAUUUUUAUCCAAGGAAUUAACAAUACUUUUGAAAUAACGGAGGAGUUUUUGACAAUGGAGUCUCUGAAAGGAAAAACACGGGGAGAGGACUUGUUUGACCGGGUGUCUGCUGUCAUCGAAAAUAUGAAGCUCCCUUGGAGUAAACUUAUCAACGUCACCACAGAUGGAUCUCCUAAUUUGAUGGGGAAAAAUGUCGGCCUGCUGAGGAGAAUACAGAAUAAAGUGAAAGAUGAAAAUCCUGACCAGGAUGUUAUUUUCCUUCACUGCAUCAUCCACCAGGAAUCUCUAUGUAAGUCGGUAUUACAGCUGAAUCAUGUUGUGAAUCCUGUCGUAAAACUUGUCAACUUUAUACGUGCAAGGGGACUUCAGCACCGUCAGUUCAUCACGUUCCUGGAGGAAACUGAUGCGGAUCACCAGGACCUACUUUAUCACUCCCGUGUCCGCUGGUUAAGUUUGGGCAAAGUGUUUCAACGAGUAUGGGAGCUCAAAGAGGAGAUCGGUGCAUUUUUGGAGUUACUGAGGAAGGCCGGCGAAUUUCUUGAGCUGAGCAACAAGAGCUGGCUUUGUGACUUUGCGUUUGCUGUGGAUAUAUUUUCACACAUGAAUGAACUGAACGUGAAGCUACAGGGGAAGGAUCAGUUUGUGCAUGACAUGUACACAAACGUGAAAGCCUUUAAAUCCAAGCUGGCUUUUUUCUCCAGGCAAAUUUUGAAUAAGUUAUUCACUCAUUUUCCCACUCUGGCCACGCUGGAAGAGGCCGGCACAAAUCUGAAAAAAUACUGCGAGUCACUGGAUGCGCUGCACAGAGAAUUCUGCCGUCGCUUUUCUGAUUUUGAAAAAAUUGACAAGUCACUUCAGUUGGUGGCCUGUCCCCUGUCACAAGAUCCUAAAACAGCACCAGAGGAGCUACAGCUGGAACUGAUCGACCUUCAGUCUGACCCCGUCUUAAAAGAGAAGUUCAACUCUCUUAAACUGAAUGACUUUUAUGCUUCACUUGGUAAAGAGGUGUUUCCAAACCUCCGGAGGACGGCACAGAAAAUGCUGGCGUUGUUCGGCUCGACCUAUUUGUGUGAACAGGUGUUCAGCGUCAUGAACAUCAACAAAGCCUGCCACAGAUCCAAGUUAACUGACCAACACCUCAGAUCCACCCUGAGAAUUGCCACAACAAAACUAAAUCCAGACUUUGAUGCGCUGGCUAAAAAGGGAGACCAACAACACUGUUCCCACUGAAAUUAAAAAUAAGUUUCUUCGUUGUGUUAUGUAAAAAAUGCAUUUGAAAAUAUUUUUUUCAAUAAGCCUUACAUGUUACAUGUCGUUUCUGUUAAGUGAUGGACAUGAGAAGUGUGCAGGUGCACGUACGUUCUCAAAAUAAAAAAAAUGCGCCUUGUGCUGGUCGUUGUUGAGUUUUGGCACAGGGGACAAUUGAAUAAGAAGGAGCAGGACAAGUAGACCUGCAUCUCCUACCGUUUUUGAAAUAAAGACAGUCAGGAGGAGAGUGAUGAUGAUAAUAUCUUAAAGGAUAACAGAAUUUUCAGUGCUUUAAAAUAAUAACUGUUACUAUUGAAGAAAGCUGUAUUUUAUUCAUUUAAUUUUCAGUGUUUUAAAAGUCAUUUCAAUAAAUAGCUAAAUACCAUGGGACUUCAAAGACAGAUAUUUUGUUGUAAUGCAUUUGUUCAUUUUCAAUUGAAAUUAAAGCACAUGUUUUCUACAUAUCCCAUGAUAUUUUAUUUUUCUCUUAAGAGGUGUAUUACCAAAACACUCUGUCCAUCUGCUCCUGGUCCGGCCCCCCUGUCAAAUUUUAUAACCCUUUGUGGCCCUCAAGUCAAAAAGUUUGCCCACCCCUGGGAUAGCUAGAAGGUGAAGGUGAUAGGUGAAGCCAGAUGGGUAGGAAAGGUAAAGGGCUGGAGGGGAAGGAACUUGAUAGGAAUGGACCAUUGGAGAAAGGGAAGAAGGAGGGGCACUGGGGGAGGUUGUAAGCAGGUGAGAAAAGGUAAAAGUCUGGAGGAAGAUGUAGAAGAAAAGGAAAGAGGGAGAGAAAAAAUGAUUCACUGGAAGGAGAAAUCAAUGCCAUCAGGUUGGAGGCUACCCAGUUGGAAUAUGAGGUGUUGCUCAUCCACCCUGGAGGUGGCCUCAUCGUGGCACAAGAGGAGGUUAUGGACCGACAUGUCAGAAUGGGAAUGUGAAUAGGAAUUAAAAUCCUUGGCCACUGGGAAUCUCUGCUUUUGGCGGAUGGAGUGGAGGUGCUCAACAAAGUGGUCCCCCAAUUUAUGAUGGGUCUCCGCAGUGUAGAGGAGGCCACAUUGGGAUCAUUUGAUACAAUAAACCACCCCAACAGAUCUGCAGGUAAAGUGUUCCCUCACUUGUAAAGACUGUUGGGGGUCCUGAAUGGAGGAGAGGGCAGAGGUGAAUGGGAAGGUGUAGCACUUCGGUUGAUUGCAGGGAUGAGUGGCAGGAGGGAGGUUAGUGGGGACAGUGAAUGGACAAGUGAACCAUGGAGGGAGCAAUCCCUACGGGCAGCAGAGAGUGGAACUGAGGUGAAGAUAUGUUUGGUGGUACAAUCCCUUUGGAGAAGUUGUGAAGAAUGAUGUGUUGGAUGCAGAGGCUCAUGGGGUGUUAGGAAAGGACAAGAGGAACCCUAUCCCUGUUAAGGUGGCAGGAAGAUGGGGUGAAUGUGGAUAUCUGGGAAAUGGAUGAGAUGCAGGUGAGGCAGAUUCAACAGUGAAGAAAGGGAAACCCUGUUGUUUCAAGGAGGACAUAUCAGAUGUCCUGGAAAGGGAAGUCUCAUCCUGGAAACUGAUGUGGUAGAGACAAAGAACUGAAAAAAGGGAAUACAUUUUUACAGGAGACAGGGUGGUAAGAGAUAUAGUCAAGCCACCUCAAGUCAUGGUUAUGAGGAGCAGAUACAAUGAAAAUCUGGCUUACAGCAUCCUCACUGACUCAUAUGUUCAGGUAACACACAGAGCAUAAAUUAUACAUAAACCAUUCCAGACCGUGAAAAAAAGCACUGUGCAAAACAAAUUGGUGUUUAGAUAUUUGGACAUUCAAGCCAAGGAAAUAACUAUUUUUGACUAACUAAUCUAUGCCAUUUGUAAUGAGAAAAAAAUCCAUUGUCUUUUUAUUGAAAUAUGUAAUAUUAAAAAUAAACUCAAAGUGGCUUUACCUUUUACAACAGCAGAGUGAUAAGGCACUCUGUCUACUGUACCCAUAACAGCUACCAAGAAUAUAAUUCUAUCAUUCCCAUUCUCCUUACCCCUAUAGCCUGCGAUCUCUCUCAAAUGUCAUUGACUCGUCUUUUUCCAUUUACCUACAUUGAGGGAUAAUUUAUAGUAGCCAAUUAAUCUACCAGCACAUUUUUGGGAAAAACCACUGCACUCAGCAGAAACCCAUACAGUCAUACAGAGGAGGGGCAAACUCCAUGAGGGGGCAACACAUGACUGUUCCUUGAGAAAUGAAACUGGGCAAGUGUCUGGCGUGUCAGUAGGGAAGCAGUUUUGGAAAAUUGACACACUUUUAUUAGAAUGGGGAAGAGGGCCAGGGAUUGACAAAUGGGAAAUUAUUAAAAAGGAAGUUCAAUCAGAUCUGGACAUACAUAAUGACUGGCUGGAGUUAGAAAAGAGUCUAAGGGUGCAGGAAAUAGGCCUGUCUAAUAGGCCCCAGAAAGUGAAGACACAUGGAGGUGAAGAAGGUUUCAGGUACACUUACCUUCAUCAGUAGGGGCAUUGGAUAGCAGGGUUGGGAUCGCAUAGUACAACUGUCAAAAAUGUUGGUGAGACUAUGCUUGGAGUUAUUGUGUACAGUACGGUCACCAUAUUGUAUGGAAGAUAUGAUUAAGGCAGAAAGGUGCAGAAAUGAUUCACAAGAAUGUUGCUGGGAUUGAGGGGGCUUGAGUUAUGAGGAGUGACUCGAUAGACAGGAUUGAAGGAAGUGAGGCGGUGACAUGAUGGAGGAUAAGAAAAUUAUAAGGGGUAGAUAGUUAACAGUCUUUUGCCAAGAGCAGGGAGUCUAAAAUUAGAGGACAAAGGUUUAAGCUGAGAGGGAAGAGAUAUCCUGAAGGGCAAUUGUUUUUUACACAUAGGUGGUUGAUGGUAAGGGACAAAAUUGGUCCUCUGGAAGAUCAGAAUGGUAAUCCAUGUGUGGAGCCAAAAGAGGUGGGGAAGAUCUUAAAUGCAUUUUUUGCAUUUGUAUUUACUCAGAGUCUAUAGAAGAGAGGCAAAAUGGCAUCAACUUUAUGGACUCAAUACAGAUUACAGAGGAGGAGGGGUUUGCUGUCCUGCGGCAAUUCAGGGUGGAUAAAUCCCCAAGGCCUGACAAGGUGUUCCCUCAGACCCUGUGAGAGGCAAGUGCAGACACUGCAGGCACUCUAACAGAUAUAUUUAAAUCAUCCUUAGUGACAGGUGAGGUACCAGAGGAUUGGAGGAUAGCCAAUGUUGUUCUGCUGUUUAAGAAAGGCUCUAAAAUUAAACCAGGAAAUUAUCGGCCGGAGAACCUGACAUCAGUAGUGAAAAAGUCAUUCAAAGGGUCUGGAUAUAUGAACACUAGGAUAGACAUGGACUGAUCAAGGAUUGUCAGCAUGGCUUUAUGUAUGGUGGGUCAUGUCUAAUUAAUCUUAUGGAAUUUUUCAAGGAAGUUGAUGAAGGCAAGGUUGUGGAUGUUGUCUACAUGGACUUUAGCAAGGCAUUUGACAAGUUCCCACAUGGGAGGCUGGUCAGGAAGGUUCAGCCACUCGGCAUUCAGGAUGAGGUAGUAAAUUGGAUUAGACAUUGGCUUUGUGGGAGAAGCCAGAGAGUGGUAGUAGAUGGCUGCCUCUCUGGGGGCCCAUGACUGGUAGAGUAUCAUGUGUAGUUUCGCUCAUCUACCUACAAGAAAAUCGUAAAUAAGUAUGAAAGAGUACAGAGAAAAUUUACAGAAAGAUGUUGCCCGGUCUAGAGGACCAGAGUUACGUGGAAAGAUUGGAUAGGUUAAGAUUUUAUCACAAGGAACACAGAAGAUUACAGAGAGAUUUGUUGGAGGUAUACAAAUUUAGGAGGGGUAUAGAGAUGUAUGUUAAAUACAAGCAGGCGUUUUCCACUGAGGUUGAAUGAGACUAUUACUAUAGGUCAUGGGUUACGGGUGAAAGGUGUCAAAUUUCAGGGAAACAUGAGGUGAAACCCCUUCACUCAGAGGGUUGUGAGAGUGUGGAACGAGCUUUCAGCACAAGUGGUGCAUGUGAGCUCAAUUUUAACGUUCAAGACAAGUUUGGAUAGGUAUGUGGACAGUUGGGCUGUGGUCCCGAUGCAGGUUGAUGGGAGUAGGCAGUUUAAAUGGUUCAGCAUGGACUAGAUGGGCCAAAGGGCCAGUUUCUGUGGUGUAGUUUUCUAUGACUCUAUCUACAUGUUAAUUGAGGUGGGUACACUUAUGAGGUUUAAAAGAUUUGGAGAAGUUUACAGAGACAGAGGCCAAAAUCAGGCUAAUGGUAGGCAUGGGUGAAUUGAGCCUGUUUCCAUACUCUCAUAACUCUGACUCCAAAAAUUAUCAUAUUUAGAACAGACAUCUAAAUGUUCAAAUGCAGAUCAGAAUGUUCCACUUUCCACUUUAAUUCUGAUAACUUUUUAUUGCAAAUGAGUUGUCUUGACAAUUCAAAACUUAAAUAAAGGUUUGAGAUCAAUUCUGAAAUACUGUUUUCCGACUUAACAUGAAUUCUUCAAUUCAAACUUUAAAGCACACAAUAAAUAUAGUUUCACAGGUAUAGUUGCCUUUGUAAUAAAUAAUGUAUAAAUAAUUUUCUGUUAAAAUGACACAAAAAUGUGCAAAAAUGACAGUAUAGUAAUGACAUAAAGUUAGCAUUUGUUGUUAUUCAGGUCACUACUGUAUCAUAACAGUGGUGAUUCUGUUACUUUGAUGACGAAAUUUUUGCCAAAUGUGUAAGAAUAUUGUGAUAAUGGUAGUUAAUUCAUCAGUUGAAGAAUAUGAUUAAAAUAUUGAGCAUUAAAUGCCUUCAAACCAUUUAUACAUGUGGAAUUUUUAAACCUUUGAAUUUUGUUGAUAAUUCAAAAUAUUUAACUAGGAGUGAUCCUAGAUAACUUUGAACUCUACGCUCUGAAUCGCACGUUUGUGAGUUUAAAUCCCAUGCAAGAGACUUGGGUGCAAAAAUCUAUACCGAUCAAGUUUGUACUACUGAAUAUAACACUCCCAGAUGAGAUAUUUAUAUACAUCCUGGUCUGCACAUCCGUGCAGAAAUAAAAGAUCCAAGGGCAUUACUAAUUUAAAGUCGAGUUUAUUGCUAGUGUGGGAGCCGAAUAUUCCCUCAUGGAGCACCGGGAAAGCAAAUGACUCGGAUUCAUUACACUGCAGUUGUGUAUGCAAAUAAUUUGUCCUCUUCACCUCAACAGCAACUAUUCUUAAAAAGUGUUUUAUUGUCUCCAGACCCCCUGAGAUAUUAAUGGUUUUACAAAAAUGCAAUUUUGCUUUCCUUCACCCUAAAUCAUUUAUUUAAUGCGCUGUUUCAUUGACAUUAUCCGAAAUCUUCUUGCAACAUAAGGCUUCUCAAAAAGUAUUGUGGGGAAAAAUAAACCGUAAUCGUAACAAAAUAUUUUUCGCAGGGUUUUAAGCUGUGCAGAGCUGGAGAAGAAAUUUCGCUGCGUCACCCCCUCCCCGGCGCUUCGAUGAAGGGCAGAGAAGGGUUUUUACCAAAGGUCGCCACGGACAUAAGUGGGAGUGCACGUGGGACACGGGCUUUUCCAGGUGGAGCGAGUCCGAGGGACGCGCACUGCAGCUCAGGCAGACUUUAUGUUUUACCGGCAAGGCGGUAGAAAGGGUUGUUACGUUCAGCUGCAAAGCUUUUCAGUAGGAAUUGAGUCUGUACGCAUACAUCAUGGCCUGCUUUGGUAUAAUUUGAAGCGUUAUUUCUGAAUGCGAGGCAUUACAGUUCUUAUCAGGUAUUUACACGCAAAAACUAUAUUCUGCCCCCUGAAUUCCCGUCGUUUCGCCUCAAGGGUAGCCCUUGCGACAGUAGGUUUUCGGGUAUGUGUGUUUUUGAGUUUUCAGCCCAUGUCUGCUAAACGCGAUUUAACAAACCAGGAGGUGGGACGUUACUUAAACAUUCUUAGUCGCCACUGCGGGACCAGCGGAUGCCACGACUGGCUAACAGGUGCUUUGAAUGGGUUGUUGGCGCCAUCAGUGAAACGUGUGGGAGGUGUUGCCUGUAAUGGGAAGAAAGCACGAAAGCAAUGUUUAAGCAACGGACACAAAGUGAUGGAAGAACUCAGUAGGUCAUACAGCAUCUAUGGGAGUGAAUAAACGGUCGACGUCUCGGGGCCCAGACCCUUCUUUAGGACCACCUCCAUUUUGGGCCCCAAACAGUCCCUUCUGGCGCGAAAACACUUCACCUGCGAAUCUGUUGGGGUCGACGCUCCCGAUGCGGUCUCGAUGUCGAGCACCUUCGCUCCAUACGCAGUAAAAAUUUAAAAAAAUAAAUAAUUCCCAUCCUCAUCCCCCUUACUAUAAUGUCGGCUCACGGAUGGCCCCCUCUUCUGCCACGAUGAAAACAUUCUCAGGGUGGAGGAGCAACACCUCGUAGUACGUCUAGGAAGCCUUCAACCUGAUGGCAUGAAAGAUUUCUUUCCAGUAUUUUUUCUUCCCCUUCUGUCUUUUUCCAGCCUCUUCAGCUGCCUGUCACCUAAAGCUCCUCCUUCCCUGACUCCUGUGGUUCACUCCCCUCGCCUACUAGAUUCUUUCCUCUCCAGCCCUUUACCUUUCCUGCACACCUGGUUUCAUCUAUUACCUUCUAGUUUGUCCUUGCCCUCUCCCUACUUUUUAUUCUAGUACCUUCCCCCUUUCCAGUUCUGAUGAAGCAUCUGGGCCUGAAAUAUCCACUUGUUAUUUUUUUCCAUAGGUGCUGCCUG
Messenger RNA from Hypanus sabinus (Atlantic stingray), 8350 nucleotides. RefSeq names its product general transcription factor II-I repeat domain-containing protein 2-like. The transcript has a single exon. NCBI's taxonomy places the organism in Eukaryota, Metazoa, Chordata, Chondrichthyes, Myliobatiformes, Dasyatidae. The record is from RefSeq and is a predicted model, not a curated record. The coding region runs from base 201 to 1700 and encodes 499 amino acids.